AUGUCGUCUUCGCCGUCAGUUGUUUCAUCACUAGCCAAUGCAUCUCAGCAAGUGACGCUUUAUUUAGGGCAACCUAUACUCAUUUUUGGUAUUAUUGGUGGAAUAUUUAAUCUUAUUGUAUUUCUUAAUCUUAAAACUUUUCGACAAAGUUCAUGUGCAUUCUAUUUAAUUGUUAUGUCAUGUGUUAAUAUAGGUCAAUCACUUACUGGUUAUCUUUCACGUAUUAUGAUUACUGGAUAUAAUAUUGAUUGGACAUAA
This is a messenger RNA of Rotaria sp. Silwood2, 258 nucleotides long. Lineage: Eukaryota; Metazoa; Rotifera; Eurotatoria; Philodinida; Philodinidae. The record is from the annotation of a GenBank genome assembly.